GCUCAGGCAUGUUUGCAAAAUGUCUGAGUUCCAACGCAGACCACUGAUUUGUUUGAUGUGUUGUUGCUCAGCGAUGGUCGUCAUGGUUUCCGGUGUUCGGUAAGGAUGUGGUCGACUGCUCUGAAAAACCUGAAAGAGGAAGACUCACAUCAUCGAAAACAGGAUGGAGAUCGCAUCAGCCUGCCUAAUGCUCUGCGCCUCGCUGAUCGUCACCCCCGACCGAUCUCAGUUCUUCCGGUAUGAAGAGAUCUCUCUGAAGUGUGCUGCCGACUCCAGCGACUGGACGGUGAAGAGAAAGACUUCCAGUAUGACUCCUGAGGCGUGUACAAAGCUCAGCUGGGGGAUCCCGGGCGAGUCGUCCUGCACCGUUAAAGAUGCCUACAUGAUAGACACCGGGGAGUACUGGUGUGAGUCUCCGCAGGGGGAGCGCAGCAACACCGUCAGCCUCCACGUCACAGCCGGCGUGGUGAUCCUGGAGAGUCCUGCUCUUCCUGUGAUGGAGGGAGACCGAGUGACGCUCCGCUGCUCCUACAAGGAAGAAGACGAACAGGAAGCUACGUCCGACUUCCCCGCCGCGUUCUUCAGAGACGGCGAGUUCAUCGGCUACGAGCCCGCGGGAGCGAUGGUCCUCCCACCGGUGUCCAAAAGGGACGAAGGCUCCUACAGGUGUCAGCACCCAACGAAGGGAGACUCCCCGCAGAGCCGGCUGGCCGUGAGGGCUCGGCCUGCAGAUGCUUCUCCUCCUCCUCCUCUUCCUCCUCUAAUGAAGCCUCUGCCCCGCCGGCUGCUGUGCUUCGUCCUGCUCUUCAUCUUCUACACGGCCAUCUUCAUAAUGUGUGUCUACAAGUACCGCAAGUGGGCUCGAG
Etheostoma spectabile (orangethroat darter) is the source of this 866-nucleotide messenger RNA. RefSeq names its product Fc receptor-like protein 5. The record is from RefSeq and is a predicted model, not a curated record. Gene Ontology annotation, molecular function: transmembrane signaling receptor activity. Gene Ontology annotation, biological process: immune response; cell surface receptor signaling pathway. Gene Ontology annotation, cellular component: external side of plasma membrane. Lineage: Eukaryota; Metazoa; Chordata; Actinopteri; Perciformes; Percidae.